AAAUAUGGCGGAGCCGUUGACGUAUCGCAGCAGCUGACCUAAGCGGCCAAUGCGCGGUCGUUUUUGUCUAUGAAGUAAACGAGGACAGACGAAUAGAAACUGAGAAGUACACAGAGCGCACAAAUAAGAUUUGAGAGCCAUCCGUGCACAGCAGCGUCACAGCGCAUGCGUGCUGGACUACUAUGCUCGCGCUUCCUGUCGAACGGCACUACAAACCGGAGAGAUGAUGCUUCUGAAAGCAGCUAUAUCGCUUAUUAUCUUCAGUCCGAUGGCGUUUGGUCUAGUGGAGGAUCUCGAUGACACGUUGAAAGACAACAGAAUGGAUGACAUUUGGCUGGUGGAUUUUUAUGCACCAUGGUGUGGUUAUUGCAAGAAACUUGAGCCAGUGUGGCAGGAGGUAGGCGCUGAGCUAACACGUUCAGGGUCACCAGUCCGAGUGGGCAAAAUGGAUGCCACUGCAUAUUCAGGUGUGGCCUCUGAGUUUGGCGUGCGAGGAUACCCCACGAUUAAAAUGCUGAAGGGGGAGCUUGCCUAUAAUUACAAGGGCCCAAGAACCAAAGAUGACAUAAUCGAGUUUGCAAACCGGGUAGCAGGACCAGCUGUGCGAUCCCUCCCAAGCAGACAGAUGUUUGAACAUAUAUUAAAGAGGCAUAAUGUGCUGUUUGUGUAUGUUGGUGGGGAGUCGCCUCUCAAAGAGAAAUACAUUGAGGUGGCAUCUGAACUCAUCGUGUAUACGUAUUUCUUUUAUGCAUCUGAAGAUAUCUUGACUGAGUCUGUUACUUUGCCGGAAUUACCUUCAGUGCUUGUUUUUAAAGAUGGAACCUAUUUCACAUAUGAUGAGUAUGAAGAUGGCAGCUUGUCAUCCUGGGUAAAUCGGGAGCGUUUUCAAAGUUACAUGCAGAUCGAUGGCUUUACACUCUAUGAGCUGGGAGAAACAGGUAAAUUGGUGGCAAUUGCAGUUACUGAUGAGAAGGAUCAUACAGAGCAGAGUGUCAGGUUAAAAGGUUUUGUCCAGAGAGUUGCUACUGAGCACAAGGAACAGUUUAACAGGGACUUCCAGUUUGGCCACAUGGAUGGUAAUGACUACAUCAACAGCCUGAUAAUGGGUGAGGUGUCAGUGCCGAACAUCAUCAUCCUCAACACAUCAAAUGAGCAAUACUUCUUACCAUCCGAACCUGUGGAGAAUCUUCAACAGCUGCUCUACUUCUUUAACAGUGUACUGGAUGGCAGUGCUCCGGCUUUUGGAGGAGAUGGAAUAUUCCAAAGAAUCAAGCGUGUGGUUUAUGAUGCCAAAUCUACAAUAAUGUCUGUGUUUCGCAGUUCACCAGUAUUGGGUUGCUUCCUGUUUGGCUUGCCAUUAGGCGUCAUCAGUCUCAUGUGCUAUGGAAUCUGCACAGCAGAAUCUGAUGACAGUACAGACAACAUGGAAUUCAUGAAGAGAGAAGGGUUUACGGAUGAGGACGAAGAGGAGAGUGAAAAUGAGACGCAGCGUCAAAUUAAACACAAAGGAGAAGAAGAGGAGGAUGAAAAUGAAGAAGAGACUAAAGAAAAGGUUGAUUAAAAAAAUGAAUAAAUAUGAAUGUAACAAAUUGAAACGCCUCUGUAUUAGAGGAACUAUUGGUCUAGGUCUUUUUGACUGGUUUGGUUUUCAUUUGGUUAUUUACAGUCUUAAUUGACCUUUUAUUUUCUGAAUGUUUCCCCAAAUGUCAAAUUUAAACUGUAACUUGAUGAGGGUUGGGUAUAGCGUUAAAUUUUGUUCUGUGUAGUUUAAGGGUAGAUAAUAUCCAGUCAGUCACAAAUGGCACACAAAAUGUUAAAAACACAGUUCGCCCAAUUACUCACCCUCAUUUCAUCCUAAGUGUACAGGACUUUAUUUAUUCAGCUGGACACAAUCAGUCAUAUUAAAAAAUACCAUUGACCUUCA
Molecule: messenger RNA, 1924 nt
Organism: Triplophysa dalaica
Lineage: Eukaryota; Metazoa; Chordata; Actinopteri; Cypriniformes; Nemacheilidae
Gene: tmx3b
Product: thioredoxin related transmembrane protein 3b
Exons: 16
Coding region: 224-1561 (445 amino acids)
Biological process (GO): peptidyl-cysteine oxidation
Cellular component (GO): endoplasmic reticulum
Molecular function (GO): protein disulfide isomerase activity
Source: RefSeq, a predicted model, not a curated record